UGUUGGCAAAUAAUUCAGAACACUAAGUAAUUCAGAACACUAAUUAACCGUUGAUUUUCUCUUCCCUCUCAGCACCUCUCAUUAACAACAUCAAUUCAGAAACCGUAAAUUCAGAGAAUCAGAAUAUCAUUCUAUCUUCAUCUCACUCUUUUCCCCCACCGUGUGGUUAGUGGUGGAGCGCAAAGCUGAGAGCUCAUACUUGAACUAAACUCAGCCUCAUCUCAGUUUGCCUCUUUCUCUCUAUGCGUGUGAUUGUGGAACCUCAAGCUGUGUGCUUGUUACCAUCAUUUUCCUAUACGUCAACCUUAGGAGAAGAGCAACGAGAAACAAAAUUCCCAUCAUAUACACUGACUUCCCUUUUAUUCAAGCCGUGAGCUUUCCUAAGGUAAUAACCCAACCUCCAAGCUUUCCUUCUCCCUUCCUGCAUCACUCGGCUGAGUUACAACCAGAGGAGUUUGCUGCUCCCUGGUGUUUGGCCUAGACCUCUCAUUUAAGGAGCUGAAACGGACCCCUUGGAAGCUCGAGGAAGAAGGACUGCCUUGAGCGAUUGGUGGCUGUGCUCGUAACCCUUAUUGUGUGGGCUGAAUUUUGGUGCCGAUUGAUUAUUGUUUGGACAUAAGAUUGUGGCAAUGAACAAUGGAAUGGAAGUUAGUGUCGUUGUUGUUCUGAUUGCUCAUCUGGAGUGUAUGCAACAAUUGAUUUUGUUGUUAUAUUUGUGCUAUGUACAAACACCAUAACAAUACCAGGAGAAAUAGAAGGAGGAGAGUAUCAUGGAACUUGUUUACUAGGGCUAGGGUUAGGGAAGUCAACUUCCAUAGAAUAGUCCAUGCAAGUGACAGGGCUUGUAUUGAAAAUACAAGGAUGGACAGAAAGUCUUUCCAUAAACUGGUGUGGUUGGUGAAAACUGUUGGGGGACUACAGCCGACUAGACAUAUGGGUGUUGAAGAGAUGGUCUCAAUUUUUCUACACAUUUUAGCCCACGAUGUGAAGAAUAGGAUAAUUAAAAGACAGUUCAUGCGAUCUGGUGAAACCAUAAGUAGACAGUUCUCCAAAGUUUUGCUAUCUGUCAUACGGUGUCAUACACUUUUAUUUAAACGACCAGAACCAGUUCCGGAGAACUCGACUGAUGAGAAGUGGAAGUGGUUCAAGAAUUGUUUGGGAGCACUAGAUGGGACACACAUCAAGGUCUAUCCAUUGCAAGCCGACAAGCCUAGAUACCAGACUAGGAAGGGUGAGAUAGCAACCAAUGUGUUGGGGGUUUGUUCCCAAGAUGGUCAGUUUAUUUAUGUUUUGCCUGGAUGGGAGGGUUCAGCCGCAGACUCAAGGGUACUCCGAGAUGCCAUCUCUCGUCCGAACGGUUUAAGGGUCCCUAAAGGAUACUAUUACUUGUGCGAUGCUGGUUACAUGAAUGGUGAAGGUUUCCUCACUCCGUAUAGGGGUCAGAGAUAUCAUCUUAGUGAAUGGAGACAUGGGGCACAUCCAAGAACCCCACAGGAAUUCUUUAAUAUGAAGCACUCAUCUGCAAGAAAUGUCAUUGAAAGAUGCUUUGGAAUGCUGAAGGGUCGUUGGGCUAUUGUGCGAUCAAAGUCUUUCUAUCCGGUUAAAACUCAAUGCCGAAUAAUUAUCGCAUGUUGCUUGCUUCAUAAUCAUAUACGAAGAGAAAUGGCUGUGGAUCCUUUAGAUGAUGAAGAAGUGGAUCAAAUGCAGCAACCGAUGUUGAUGUUGGAGGAACUGACUUCAUCACUCACGUAGAGUCUUCUAAUGCAUGGACUGUCUCGAGGGAUCAAAUGGUGAAUCACAUGUUCAAUACAUGGAGGAAUCGCGUUUGAUUUUAGCUUUUAGUUAUGAAACUUGCAAAUAUUAGUUGUAUUUAUACUAAGUGUAAUCUUGUGGGCUGCUUUAAAACUGAAACAGCA
This is a messenger RNA of Gastrolobium bilobum, 1916 nucleotides long. Its product is annotated as protein ALP1-like. NCBI's taxonomy places the organism in Eukaryota, Viridiplantae, Streptophyta, Magnoliopsida, Fabales, Fabaceae. The transcript has 5 exons. The record is from RefSeq and is a predicted model, not a curated record. The coding region runs from base 721 to 1752 and encodes 343 amino acids.